UUAUAAAUGGACACACUGCUAUUUGCUGCACCACAUCUUCGGUUUCUUCCCAGCUGCAGGACAUUUGUACUAAAGUUUUUGUUGCAGCUAUGGGAGGUGGCUCUUCAACACCUCCGAGAACCCCACCACCUUCCCCAUUAUUGAGAGGUCCUUGGAGACAAAUAUCGUGGGGAGACAAUGAGAAAGACCUGAAGUACGUGAAGGACUAUCAACCACAAAAUGAUGAAAUCAGUCAUCUCAGAAUUUUGCUGUACGGACCAGUUGGUGCUGGAAAGUCCAGCCUCAUCAACUCUGUACACAGUGUUGUCAGAGAGAGACCAGCCAUCCCAGCGUCAGCCAGCGGUACCAGCUCUGACAAAAGUCACACAAAGAUGUAUGAAACACAUAAAAUCCAGAAGGAAGGAAGAGGAAACUUCUACCCCUUUGUGUUUAAUGACUUCAUGGGUUUGGAAGAAGGGGCUGAAAACGGAGUUAAUACAUAUGACAUCAAACUGGCUCUGAAGGGACGUGUGAAAGAGGGUUAUAAGUUCAAUCCUUUAUCUCCCCUGUCCUAUGACGAUCCUGGCUACAACUCCUCACCAUCGCCGGAUGACAGAGUCCAUGUUCUGGUUUGUGUUUAUUCUGCCAAUGCCAGUGAAGUGAGAUCCUCCGUUUUAGAAAAAAUGAAGGUGAUCCGAGAAGCAGCCACUGAGUUGGGUAUUCCUCAACUGGCUGUUCUCACCCACAUUGAUAAGGCGUGUGGUGAAACUGAAGAGAGCCUGAGGAACGUCUACAACAGCAAAUAUCUGAAGAAAAAGAUGUCAGACUUCAGCUCCAAACUGGGGAUUCCAAUGAACUGCAUUCUUCCUGUGAAGAACUACAGUGAUGAAAUCGUUUUAGAUGAGGAUGUCAACACUCUGAUCCUGAAUGCGCUGAAACUGAUGAUUGACUUUGGCGAUGACUUCAUCAACAAACUAUAAAGAGGCAGCGUGUUUUUUUGACGAGUGUCACUGCAUGAAUUAUGGCUUUGCUUACCAGGAUGGUAAGCAAAAACAUAGCCAAGCCAUAAUUUUUUUUUAGACAAAUGUUUUUAUAGCCAAAAACAAAAAUGGGACAGAAUAAAACCUAAACAUGAAAUUAAUAAACUCCAUGUACAGACACACUUUGUCAUGAGUUUUUGAAAGAGAACCCAUGUUGCACACUUAUAAUCUCAUUGUACCCAUGUAUAAUGACAAUAAAAGUAUUCUAUUCUACACAGCAUAGUACCAGCAUGUGAAAAAAAAAAGACAGCCAUGAAACAGAAAUGUCUAUGUGUAAUAAAUGUCUCUGUAUUAAUACUGUUUGUAUUUUGUUUCUUGUGUAGAUCACACAAGCCCAUGUAUAGAUGUCCAUCACCCAUCCUGUAAACUACUGUAAAAAUUAAAGUGUUUUUGGA
Molecule: messenger RNA, 1414 nt
Organism: Cololabis saira (Pacific saury)
Lineage: Eukaryota; Metazoa; Chordata; Actinopteri; Beloniformes; Belonidae
Product: interferon-induced protein 44-like
Exons: 9
Coding region: 90-959 (289 amino acids)
Source: RefSeq, a predicted model, not a curated record